CAAUCAAAAUAGUAUCCUAUUGCACAAUGAGCCUCCUUCUAUCUUCUUCUCAUGCAGAUAAGUUCAAUUCAUACAAAACAGGCAGGGAGGAAGACCAAUCAUCCCAAACCUCACAGGGCAGUGUUCAGAAUGGCAUGUUGAACUGGCUUUCCAAUGGUUUUGCAAGUGCGCUGCCACAACCUGCAGGGAGUCCUCAUCUUACGAGAGCCAACUCUGAUGCUAAAUCACUGCAGGAGGAAGGUGCUGCUGACAGGGCUAGAGUUAUUGGCUGGAUCUCGCAGGGAAUUGGAAAGGUGGUCCCACAGCCUGAUGAGAAAUACAUACAGGAAGGGACUCCGGAAUCUGAAGAAGACACAGAGGUUUAUGAAGCCAAGGACCUCCCAGAUCAAGAGCCUUUGCCACAUAUACCAGUAGUAGAGCUGGUGUCAGAAGACGAGGUGUCUGAGGUGGAAAUCCCUGCUCAGUUCCCUCCCAAUGUAAUGAGCUGGAUAAAGAGUGGCUUCCAGAAUGCUAUACCGCACCAUGUGACCAGACCCCCAAAUUCCAAUUCUUCAACACCGAGGUCAUCACAAUGCUCAAACAAAGUAUAUUCACCUCCUCCAGAGUCAGUAACCAGCAUGACGGAGAUUGAUCCAAAAACUCCCAGUAUGGUGGGCUGGAUUGUUCAGGGCCUGGGACUUUCAAUGCCACAGCCGGUGCUUAAAAACAAAGAAUGUUUGGAGGACGGGAGGAUUGUGCAAAAUGCAGGCAGUGCUCGAUCAGUUCCUGCAGAUCUCAUUCUUGAGGAGGUUGACUCUGAAGAUGAGGCUCAAGCAAAGGAAACAUGUCCAGCAGUGAACUCACCUCCAUAUUCACAACAUCAGUCCCAUCCACAGACGUCUUGGUCACCGGAACAAUCUCUUCCACUCUCACAAGCACACAUAGAGCUGGAGGACGCAGAGACCCAAACUGCACGAUGGACGCCCAUGAUCGAGAGCAUCAGGAGAGAGGCGGAGGACACCGCCAUAUUGAUCAUGGAGGAACGGUUGAUACAGGAGCGUCUAGCAAUGGCCCGCAUGGCAGAAGAAGUGGCACGGCACACAGCAGAGAUGGCUGUCAGGGAGUUAACACAGGCCCGGCACGGCAUUCAGACCAUUGCGGAAGAGCCCGAAGAUGUUGAUCAAGAACUACAAUUGUUGCAGGAAGAGGACAGUGAUAUAGAAGUCCCACGGAGUCAAAUUGCAGAGUGUCAAGUACCUUUAGUUAAGGAGUUUGUUCCAGAAGGACAGGAGGCAGAAGCUGUAGACACUGCGUUUGCAGUUGAAACCCCUGUGGAGGAGUUUAAGUCCUCUUCACCUCUUCAGGAGGAACCAGAGCCUGAAUCUGAACCUGAACCUGAAGAGCUUCAUGAGGAGGAGGAGCCCAGAGACUCCAGUGAAGCCGAAGAAGAACCUGACCCGAUCACUCAGCAACCUCAGUCCAUUACCAGCUCCUCCGUUUUACGAACUGAUUCACCGGUGGAGAGUACAUUUACUGAAGAGGAAAGUAGUGACCCUUCCAGAUGUGAUGCGCUGAAGAGCUGUUUCAUGCGUGUACCAUAUGCAUCUCAGGCCCUCAACGGCUUCAACCAGUUCCUGAUAGACAUUGACGUCACCCUGCCCAAAGUGCCUUCCAUGCCCAAUCUGCCCCCUGCUUUGUCUCAGAUCACCCAACAGCUGCCGUCGCUCCCUCCUCAACUGGCACAGCUUCCGCAACAAAUCUCUCAGCUACCCCAACAACUUUCCCAGCGAUUCUCCAAAAUCACCCCACAAUUCCCCAACCAGACGUUUUUUAGUGCUCCUCAGUUUCCCAGCUUCCCCGUGCAGUUAUCCAGUCUCCCACAACAGCUGUCCAACAUUCCGCAACAAAUAUCAAACCUCCCGCAAAAGUUGUCCAACUUUCCACAAAGGUUCACCAGCAUUCCACGGUUUUCCAUCCUUCCGCAACAGAUCUCCAACAUUCCACAACAACUCUCCAGCAUUCCACAAAAAAUAUCCAGCAUUCCACAAAAGAUAAGCAACAUUCCACAGUGUGCCCAGCAGUGUUACACUAACAUUCAGAGCCGUCUCAACAAACUUAAGCCGGAACAGGAUGCCCAAGGAGCAACCGCUGAAAGUAGGGAUCUGGAGUUGGACCGCCUUGUCCGCCAGUCCCCGCUUAAUUCCCCCCGUACCCCUUCGCCCUCUUCCCCAUGCUCCAUCCUAGACCUGCCCAAUGUGCCCUCUUACCCCCGUCUGCCACCCAUCACCCCUUCCAGGCAGUUGUCAGGCGUCUCCAACCCUGCCUUCCACAUUGAGGAUGACCCCACCUCUGCUAGACCCUCAGUGAGCUCCAGACUGAGUGUGCACCCAGCCGUGAAUGUGGAAGAUGUUGAUUCUGACCGAGGGAGAUCUCGCCCUAUACCCCCUAUAAUAAACCCACAGGAUCCCAACCUCAAAACCCUUACUGUGCCUGGUGUCCGUAAAGCCAAUCGAACCAGAGACAGAAAACCACAGACAAUUUGGACCAAGAUCAAGAGACUUUACUCACAAGAUGAUGAGGAAGAGGAGGAGUUAGAAACCUCAGUCCGGGCCUGGCCAAGCCAGAGUAGCAUCUCAAGUGCAGAUGACGGGCUUAAUCAACGGCCAUCCUCUUCUGCCAGCCAGACUAGUACCGUAGUAAACGAGAGAUUACAGGAGCUGGUCAAGCUGUUCAAAGAGAGAACAGAGCGGGUCAAAGAGAAACUGAUUGAUCCAGACAAUUCAGACGAUGAGACACCACCUGGCUCCCCAGCUAAGCAAGCUCCAGCUCCUCCUCCGGAACCUCCAGCAGAGCAGAAAACCGAGCAGGAGGUGCCCGAGGUGCCCGAGGCCCCCGCCGAGAAAGAAGAGGAGAAAACGAAGCUCCUGUGCUGUAAAAUGAAACCUCAGUCCAGGAUUGCUCGUCUUCUGCAGUACCGUUUUCCAACCAGCAUCGACCCCUUCACUAAUCUGAUCUACGUACUUUGGCUGUUUUGCGUGUCUUUGGCGUUUAACUGGAGCGCCUGGAUGAUUCCUGUGCGUUGGGCGUUUCCUUAUCAAACACCGGAUAACAUCCAUGUGUGGCUGUUGAUUGACUACUUAUGUGAUGCCGUCUAUAUUCUGGACGUCCUGGCCUUUCAACCCCGACUUCAGUUUGUGCAACAUGGGGACAUUGUGAGCGAGAAGAAAGAAAUGAGAGAUAAUUACAUCAAAGCUGUACGAUUCAAGCUGGAUGUUGUCAGUCUACUUCCUCUAGAGCUUCUCUACUUCAAAACAGGGUUUAAUCCACUUCUCCGCUUACCCAGGAUCCUGAAGUUUAUGUCUUUCUUUGAGUUCAACAAGCGUCUGGAAGCUAUCCUGACCAACGCUUACGUUUACAGAGUCAUUCGAACCACCACCUACCUGCUUUAUGCGGUCCACUGCAAUGCCUGUUUGUACUACUGGGGCUCUUCAUAUGAAGGUCUGGGUUUCUCAGAUUGGGCCUAUGAUGGGACGGGAAAUAGUUACAUUCGCUGCUACUACUUUGCUGUGAAGACUCUGCUGACUAUUGGCGGCCUGCCAGGACCCACAACACUUUUUGAGAUUGUGUUUCAGCUCAUCAAUUACUUUAUUGGAGUGUUUGUGUUCUCCAUCAUGAUUGGUCAGAUGAGAGAUGUUGUGGGUGCAGCUACGGCGGCUCAGACAAACUAUCGUGCCUGUGUGGAUAACACAGUUAAAUAUAUGGCCUCCUACCACAUACCUAAAGACGUGCAGAACAGAGUGAAAACCUGGUACAGCUACACGUGGCAGUCCCAAGGCAUGCUGGAUGAACAAGAGCUACUAGAUCAACUUCCUGAUAAGAUGAGGCUGGAUAUAGCAGUGGAUGUCAGCUACUCCAUUAUCAGCAAAGUGCCACUCUUUCAGGGCUGCGAUAGACAGAUGAUCUUUGACAUGUUGAAGAGGCUCAGAUCAGUGGUGUAUCUUCCAGGAGACUAUGUCUGCAAGAAGGAUGAAGUGGGCCGUGAGAUGUACAUCAUAAAGGCAGGGGAAGUCCAGGUAGUUGGUGGUCCCGAUGGAAAGACUGUGUUUGUGACCCUAAAAGCAGGAGCGGUGUUUGGAGAGGUCAGCUUGCUUGCUGUAGGCGGAGUAAACCGACGGACAGCUAACGUUGUAGCGCGUGGUUUUGCUAACCUACUCAUCCUGACCAAAAAGGACCUGAAUGAUAUCAUUGUGCACUAUCCGGAAUCCCAGAAACUGCUCCGCAAGAAAGCAAAGAAAAUGUUGAUGAAGGAUAAAAAGCCAGCUGAGAAGAAAGAGGAAGAGAAGGAGCCCAUCCCGAUUAUUCCUCCUCGUGCAGAGACGCCCAAACUGUUAAAAGCAGCGCUGGAGAUGACGGUGAAAUCAGGAAUGAAAGGAACAUGGUCCAAACUGAAGGACGGGACCAACAGAUCAAGUGUCUCCUUGCAGCGCUCCGUCUCUUCUUCUGCGACGCCCAACUCACCAGUCCAUGAACCGCACUCGGAGCAAGAUGCAGACACACUGUCUCAGAUGUCAGACAGCUCAGUUCAAAUCCCCGCGACCCCCACCGGCACUGGGGAAGGGAAUGUAUUUGCUGAAGAGAGCCCAGCAGAGGAAGAAACAAUUGCACAGAGGUAAUCCAGCGGCAAAUAAAUAAGCCAUAAUUUGCAGAACACCGUUGUGCUCAGUGUUUCAACUCUGAAACGGGUCGUGAGGUCAGGUACGGUCACGUAAGUGAACAUCUGGAAUGCACAAAACUGUCUUCUCAUCAGGUAGUUUUCUCUUUCAGAAUAUAUAUUAAUGAAUAUA
This is a messenger RNA of Rhinichthys klamathensis goyatoka, 4823 nucleotides long. RefSeq names its product cyclic nucleotide-gated cation channel beta-1-like. Gene Ontology annotation, molecular function: intracellularly cGMP-activated cation channel activity; intracellularly cAMP-activated cation channel activity; cGMP binding. The record is from RefSeq and is a predicted model, not a curated record. Gene Ontology annotation, cellular component: plasma membrane; intracellular cyclic nucleotide activated cation channel complex; photoreceptor outer segment. Gene Ontology annotation, biological process: retina homeostasis; monoatomic cation transmembrane transport. Lineage: Eukaryota; Metazoa; Chordata; Actinopteri; Cypriniformes; Leuciscidae.